AUGAAAUCAUCUGAGCAUAUUGAGAAAGUUAUUCAUAAACAACCGAAAGAUCAAAUUUUGAAGAACCGACUACGACUCAAGGCAACAAUUGAGAGUGUUCGGUGGCUUAAAUUUCAAGCAUGUGCUUUUAGAGGUCAUGAUGAAUCCAUAGAAUCAAUGAAUCGUGGAAAUUUCAUUGAAUUGUUAAAAUAUACAGCACAAUGGAAUGAUAAAGUUGCUGAAGUUGUUUUAGAGAAUGCCCCGAGGAAUGCUAAAUAUACCGCACCAUCGAUUCAAAAGCAAGUUUUACAUAUUCUUGCUGACAAAGUAAGAAACAAAAUUCGUGACGAAGUUGGGGAAUCAACUUAUUGUAUUCUUGUUGAUGAAGCAAAAGAUGCAUCUAAUAGAGAGCAAAUGGCCAUUGUUUUAAGAUUUGCUGAUGAGGAUGGUUUUGUACGAGAAUGUUUUUUUUUGAGAUUGCUACAAUUAGCAUUAGUUGCAGCAUCAAAAGAUGUGGCUCCUAUUUGGCUAUUCUUUUCAACACUAAAUUCCAUUAUCAAUCUUAUUACUGCUUCUCCCAAGCGCCAUGGUGAGUUACAAUCUACCCAAGAAAUUGAUAUUGCACAUAUGGUUGACACUGGUGAACGUGAGACAGUUGUUGAGACCUUGAUUAAGGAUGAAGCCUCUAAUUCUAUACGUGGGGAAGCGACUGCAUUCAAUCAAAUGAAAUUGAGCAUGUUUCCCAUCUCUUCUCGAGAAACAAGUGUGCCAAAAGAGGCUCUUAAGAAAUUAAGAUUGGAGGGUUGGGAUACUUUCUUUGAGGAAGUGGAAUCAUUUUGCAAAAAGCAUGACAUUGAUAUGCCAGAUAUGAAUGCUCCUUAUAAAGUUGGUACACGUCGUUCUUGUCAGCAACGUGAUGAUAUUACAAUUGAACAUCAUUACCAGGUUGAUUUAUUCAAUGAUAAAUAG
Messenger RNA from Prunus dulcis (almond), 948 nucleotides. RefSeq lists its product as uncharacterized. Lineage: Eukaryota; Viridiplantae; Streptophyta; Magnoliopsida; Rosales; Rosaceae. The coding region runs from base 1 to 948 and encodes 315 amino acids. The transcript is spliced from 4 exons. The record is from RefSeq and is a predicted model, not a curated record.